UAAACUUUUUUUACUGUACCUGUGCCACGAGUCGUUUCUUCGUCGCGUUCUUGCCAGGAAAGGCGGAACCACGAUGCCUGGGUUGCCUUUCCCGCACGGACGCCCUUUUCCGAAACUCCACUUCCAUGCAUUCGGUGCUUCAGGGCGAAUCGUCGUCUCUGGCCGAGAAAGUAACUGCGAGGAUUUGGAAGUGUAACUCUUUCGGUCAUGGGUGCUGAGGCGAUGUUCAGGACUCUGCUCUAUACCGUCAAUUCCCUCCUGCAGCAGCGCAAAUACCACGCGGCGCUGGCCGUGGUCAAGGGGUUCCGCAACGGAGCAGUCUAUGGAGCAAAAAUCCGUGCCCCUCAUGCUCUGGUGAUGACAUUUCUAUUCAGGAAUGGAAGUUUACAGGAGAAAUUGAAAGCCAUUAUUCAGGCCACCUAUACCCAUUCCAGAAACCUGGCAUACUUUGUAUUCACAUACAAGGGUCUAAUGGCCUUUCAGUCACGAAUGCAGGGAAAGAAGAUUCCAGUUCACUCUUUUCUCGCAGCCUGCAUUGGGGGAUGGCUAGUAUUUGGGGAAAAUAAUAACAUUAAUAGCCAAAUAAACAUGUACCUGCUGUCUCGCAUUCUGUUUGGCUUGUCCCGACUGGCAGUGGAGAAAGGCUACAUCCCAGAGCCAAAGCAAGAUCCCUUCCCUCUUUUUGCUGCUCUGGUUUGGGGGAUUGUUCUCUGGCUCUUCGAAUAUCACCGGCACACUCUGCAGCCAUCAUUGCAGUCAUCCAUGACCUACCUGUAUGAUGACAGUAACGUCUGGCAUGAUGUUUCUGACUUCCUUGUAUAUAACAAACAACCUGCUACCAAAUAGUCUUGAAUGAUAUUUAAAUAAUGGCACAUUCCAGGAUCAGG
Molecule: messenger RNA, 887 nt
Organism: Pogona vitticeps (central bearded dragon)
Lineage: Eukaryota; Metazoa; Chordata; Lepidosauria; Squamata; Agamidae
Gene: PXMP4
Product: peroxisomal membrane protein 4
Cellular component (GO): peroxisomal membrane
Source: RefSeq, a predicted model, not a curated record